Sardina pilchardus (European sardine) is the source of this 1554-nucleotide messenger RNA. RefSeq names its product CMRF35-like molecule 1. The coding region runs from base 68 to 1417 and encodes 449 amino acids. Gene Ontology annotation, molecular function: transmembrane signaling receptor activity. The transcript is spliced from 7 exons. NCBI's taxonomy places the organism in Eukaryota, Metazoa, Chordata, Actinopteri, Clupeiformes, Clupeidae. The record is from RefSeq and is a predicted model, not a curated record. Gene Ontology annotation, cellular component: plasma membrane.
CUGGGACAAAAUUUUUUCCGGCUCAUUCUUGACUGGUCGAAUAUCUCAGACAAAGGGAAGAUUCACCAUGACUUAUGACAAAGAGAAAAGAUCAUUGGUUGUGAGCAUCAGUGAGCUAACUGAGGAGGACACAGCUGUGUACUGGUGUGGAGUCCACUCUCCAAUGAAUAUGAUAACUCGAGUGGAAGCCUUGGUGCUGCAUGUGUCUCCUCUGAUUGGUUAUGAAGGAGGAGAACUGAGGGUCCGAUGCCCUUAUGAUAAAGGGUAUGAGAAGAAUAGGAAGUAUUUGAAUAGAGUGGGAUCACCUCACCAUAGUGAAUCAAAGACUCUCAUUCAGACCUCCUGGUCCCAGACACAAGCUGCAGAAGGGAGAUUCUCUCUGUCUGAUGAUGUCACUGCAACAGUCUUCACUGUGACCAUCACUGGACUCACUGCUGAGGAUUCUGGGAAGUAUGAGUGUGGAGUUAAGAGAUACGGUCAUGACGAUAUCCGUAAUGAGCUGCAGGUGUUGGUUAAACAAUUGGAGAAUAUUAUUGGAUAUGAAAACAAAAAUGCCUCCAUCACCUGCAAGUAUCAGAGGAAGGACACUGGAAGAGAUGAGUACAUGAAAUAUUUCUGCAAAGGACAAUCACCUUCAGACUGUAUAAAUACCGGUGACAAAGUUCAAUCCGGCAUGACGCUAGAAGACAGAUUCUCUCUGAGAGACGACCCAACAUCUGGAAUCUACACUGUGACCAUCACUGACUUGAGAAAAGAGGAUGCUGGGAUAUAUUGGUGUGUGGAAUUGUGUAACAAAGCAGGAUACAUCAACACCACUGCAGUGAAGGUGGAGGUAGAGCCAGAUGGUUGGGAGACAACAACAACGCUGCCAUCAGUAUCGACAAUUUCCGUUGACAAUAAAUUUCACUUUUCUGGUCCUCUUGUCAUGUUGACUUUGUGUCUGACCAUAGCAGCGCUGGUGCUUGGGAUUGCUGUCCUCAUAUGCAUCAAAUACAGAAGAAUGCGGACACAAGAACCUGCUACGUUUGUGUGCCCUAUGAACAGACGUGACAAUGCACAGAGCAUUCCAGAUUAUGAGAAUGAUACAGCAAGAGACGAUGUAGCUCCUCCCAACAUUGUGUCAAGCCCAGUCUACCAGAGCCUGAACCCCAAAACCAUGCAACCAGACUCAGCCUAUCAGAGCCUGAACCCCAACACCAUGCAACAGGACCCAGCCUAUCAGAGCCUGAACCCCAACACCAUGCAACACGACUCAGCCUAUCAGAGCCUGAACCCCUACACCAUGCAACAGGACCCAGCCUAUCAGAGCCUGAACCCCAACACCAUGCAACAGGACCCAGCCUAUCAGAGCCUGAACCCCAACACCAUGCAACAGGACUCAGGCUAUCAGAGCCUGAACACCAACACACAAUUAUAAGACUAUUAUUGUCUAUCAAUAACAUACUAAUGUGAAUUAACAAUAUAUUUGUUUAUAAACAAUUAAAGGCUACAGUCUUAAGCCAGAACUAACUGCAUUAGUGUGUGAAUCUCAGCCUCAGAACGGCUUUACCCAAU